This is a messenger RNA of Trachymyrmex septentrionalis, 5338 nucleotides long. RefSeq names its product heterogeneous nuclear ribonucleoprotein U. The record is from RefSeq and is a predicted model, not a curated record. Lineage: Eukaryota; Metazoa; Arthropoda; Insecta; Hymenoptera; Formicidae. Gene Ontology annotation, molecular function: protein binding. The transcript is spliced from 10 exons. Bases 129 to 3161 code for a protein of 1010 amino acids.
UAUGGAGCGCGGGUCAGUGGCGCGUGUAUAUGGGUCUUUCGUGAAUAUUAUCUCCAAUUUUCUCCUACGCGUCAGACGUAAGGUGUGCAUGAAUUUGCCUGCUGAUUAACGGGGCCUAUCGCGCGUUCAUGAUGGAUCCGUCGAAAUUGAAAGUGGUGGAGUUGCGAGCCGCACUGAGCGAGCGCGGCCUCGACACCAAGGGCAACAAGCCAGUGCUCGUCGAGCGGCUACGCAAGGCAUUGGAGGAAGAAGCACAGGAGUGUGGUUCAGAUUCGCAAACAGAGAAUAUUGACGAUACUGCUUUGAAAGAGACACAAGAGAGAGUUGUAGAAGCUACGCGAUCGUCGCAAUCACCACGGACGCCUAAUAGAGCAUCUAGGAGCUCCUCGGUGACGACUCCAACAAAAAUUUCUACGAGAAAUGCAUCGAGAGCAUCUACCACGCCAAAUUCUUCAAAACAAUCUACUCCGAACAAAUCUCAGUAUGAUGAGAAAGCAUACGAGACACCAACGCCGAAUGAAGAAGCCAUAACCCAACAACAGGAAAUGUCAAAAUUGUCUCCUGAAAAAUAUAGAGAAGAGCAAGAAGAUGAUGCGUCCAAUAUUCUUCAGAACAAAAUUCAUUCAUCUGAUAAGUAUGAGGAAGAAGAGGCAAAAUGUGUUAAUAUUUUAGAAGGUAAUCGAGCAAAUAUUUUCCAAGUACCUGUGACAGAAUCGUCUGACAAACCUAGUACAAUUGCCUGUGUAGAUCAAUUUUCUAUAACUCAAGAAGCUCAUGAAGCAAAGGGAUCUUAUAUAGAUGAAGUUGGUAAAGUUCAACAGCUAGCUGAAGAAACAAAGGAUAUUACAAAAGUGGAAGAAAAGACAGAAAUUAAAGAUGACGAUAAAAUUUCAAUUGAGAAAGAACAUGUUGAACGUAAAGAAGAUGGAUCUAACAUUAAGGAUAAUAUAGACAUUCCGGAAAUUGAACAGCCAACACAUGUGAUAUCUGAUCAGGCAGAUAAAAUAUGUGAAUUAAAGCACGAAGAAAAAACUAUUCAUGAUGAUUAUACAGUGCAAGAUAAAAAAAUGGACAUUUCAGCUAAUGUAGAAAAUUUAGAUGAAAAAAUUGAUACUAUCAAUAUUUCACAAGAUAAACAGCCAAAAGCAACAUUAGAUGCAGGAGAAUCAAAUCAAAUGGAAUGUAAUGACAGAAAAAGAAAAAGAUCCCCUAGCCCAGCAGAAGUCCGUCAACUAUCUCCUAUGCCACAGAAACCAGAGGAUGAACCAGAUCUUGACGAGUCAACUGUAAUUUUAUCAUGGUAUGAUUCAGAUUUGAAUUUAGUUAUUAAUAAAGAUGGAUUUCUCUCUGGUACACCUAUGCAUGAUGGUGAUCUCUGUGAUAUGUGGGCUGGUGCAAGAGCGUCUCAUGGUGUUUCAAAUGGAAAAGUCUAUUAUGAAGCCAGAAUUGUACAACAUUAUCCUACUAUCACAAAAGACAAGAAACAAUCGCAUAUGCUUAGAAUUGGUUGGUCAGUACCCUCUACAUCCAUGCAACUUGGCGAGGAAAAAUUGAGUUAUGCGUAUACAAGUGCUGGAAAACAGGGUACUGACAAGAAGUUCACAGAUUAUGGUUCUCCAUUCGGCAAGGAUGACGUUGUCGGAUGUUAUCUUGAUAUGACACCUGAGAGCACCAUAGAAUUGUUUUACACGGUAAAUGGUAAAAACGUUGGAUCUGCAUUUAGUAUCUGCAAAGAGGAACUUGGUGAUAGACCAUUGUUUCCACACAUUCUGAGUAAAAACUGCACGUUUGUCUGCAAUUUUGGCCAAGAGGAGGCAUGGUGCGAACAAAUCCCAGGCUAUAUUUUAGUGGGUAAUAUCGAAUCCAAGAACAGAAUUGCGGGUCCACGUAGGCCAAAUGGAAAAGCAGAUUGUGAGGUGAUAAUGAUGUGUGGUUUGCCCGCGGCGGGAAAAACUACCUGGGUAAGAAAGCACGCGGCCGACCAUCCAGAUAAACUAUACAAUAUUUUAGCAGUCCAUAAAUUGGUUGAGAAGACUGGCGACGUUGCUCUGUCAGAUAAAGAGCAAAACAUCUGUCAGCGAGAAAUUAUUAUCGACAGAUGCAAUCGCGCACUCGAUCAACUGAUCAACGUAGCAAGUGGUAGAAGACGUAACUAUAUAUUAGACCAGAAGAGCAACAUAUAUUCUUCUGUACAAAGGCGUAAAAUGCGAAAUUUCUGCGGUUAUCAGCGGAAAGCGAUCGUUGUUAUACCAGCAGAUGAAGAGUACAAUCAACGUUUGUCAAUGCACAAUACAAUCGAAGGAAAUUCUUUAGUGUCCAAUCUUACGGAAAUGAAAGCAAAUUUCACUGCACCUUCGGUGGGAGAAUUUUUCGAUGUAGUGGAGUGGGCCGGUCUUGGCAAGGAAGAUGCUAAGAAACUCAUUGAGAAAUAUAACAAGGAAGGCAAAGACGCUGGAUUCAGUCAACAACCACCGACAAAACAACCGCGUCUUGACAAGACUGAGAAUAUCAAAGAAACGCGUGAUUCUCGAAACAGCCGAGACACUCGAGAUCGAAGAAAUAAUUAUCAAGAUAGAGGUCGCAAUCCUUCUUGGCGUGGUUCUAAUAUGGGAGGUUGGAGAGGAGAGAGACCACAAAGAGGUGGUUACAUGAGGCACACUGGUGGUUACGGACCUCCUGUUCCAUGGAGACUACGAGGACGAGGCGGACCUGCAAUGGCACGAUCAGACAGAAGAAUGGUUGGAGUUGAUAGGAGAUCAGGAAAUGACAGAAAUCGAUCUGUUGCACCUAGGCAGGGUGGUUGGGGCUCUAUGAGUGGGAAUUAUCAAGGGUCGCAACAGUCCAGUUGGGGUCAACAGGAUAAUUGGUCAAGUAGCCAAGCUACAGGCAAUUGGAACCAACCAAGCUGGGGACAACAACAGUGGGGGGGUUGGAAAGGAUAUAGUCAAGGUACAUACGGUCAGACGGGAUACAAUCAACAUGGAUACGGCAAUGGUAAUUGGAAUAGCUGGAAUCAACAGUAUUACAACAACCAGUAUUGGGGUCAACAACAACAGAGUGGGCAGACUACCGCAGCUAGCAGCCAGGCUGAGAUUACAAGCGAAAUGGUUGCAACGACUUCUACCAAUACGGGCGCAGGAUAUAGUUACUCACAGGGAUAACAGACUUUUGCGCGAGGACGAGCAUGUCCGUACUAAGUACUGCGACAGCAACCAUCAUGCAACAGUCUCUCAUUCACAUAAGUAGAAGAAAGAAUUUAUACCACACACGUUAUAUACAUCACGUAUACGUAUGUGUUUGACAAACGUUUGAAUUUAAUUUCAAUGAUAUACAUAUAGAAUGUGACAUCGACAUAACAGCGGAUACAGGCAGCAUUACGUUUUUUUUUUUAAUUUUGACAAUGAUUCGCACGAUUUUUUCAUCUCGUGCGUAAGGACAUUACAAAAAUAAAUUAGUAAUCUGCAUUGCAACAAGUACAUGUGAGAAAAUCAGUUUUAAAAUAUAAUUGAUAUUAAUAAAUUUCGCGAUUCUCUUACCGGAAACACAGGUCUAAUAAUGUAAGUGCAUUAACGAUAAUGUAAUAUUUGCGAGAAAGAAUAUAACUUUUUAUCGCAUCUUUAAAAACUAAGAAAAAAAGGUAAGAGGAAGAGUACUACGUAUGGGUACAAAAAAAAAACCACGCAAGUAGUAUUAAAAGCCGAAAAGAAAAGAUAGCAAUCUCAAAAGCGCGUGUAAAUAUGUACAGAUCUAAAGUAAAGAAAUUAUGCAGAAAAAUAUCUAUUUAUAUAUUGAAUAGAUGUAGCGAAUUCGCUUGAAUGUAUCUGCACAUUAAAAGCUGUGGUGUGCAAAUUGAUGUACAAUUUGACAUGUAAUAAUUGACAUAAUAAUGUAUGCAUAAGCAAUUAAAUUCUAAACAAGAUUUCUGAAACCCAAGCAUAAAUUGUUUAGAUUAUUUGAUGUAUUAUUUAUUGGUCAUUUUAUCGAUCGUUUAUGUUUUUACAGUUUCGACAGAUUAGCAUGCGACAAGCUUUAAUCUGCACUAGUGAAUUCGCUGAUAGUGAAACUUUUAGCAGUGCCCUGUUAGAAAGAGAAAAACUAUGCAAGAAAAAAUAUAUUGUAUAUCGUUUAUCCCUAUUCUUAUCUUUCUAUACACCGAAAAUGUAUAAAAAAAAAAAAAAAUAUUGUGGCGCAAAUAAAUUAUUCUUGGACACAUAUUUUAUACAUGUAGAUUUUUCAUUGUACAACACGACAUGAAUGGUGUUGCUAUAAUAAUUAAUUUGGUUUAUUAAAGUUUGAAAUAUUUGUAUCUUAUACAAAAUACUUUUCUCUAGUACGAUCAUUAUUCACCUAUAUGAAUAUGAUUGUGCUGAUUGUCUACUUCUUGAUUGACUAUAUUGUAUUGAGAGAGAACGGCGUUUUUUGUUAUAUUUAAUUGUGCACAUUGCACUUAUCUGUCUUCUACUAUAUUCGAUAUUUGAUUCAUAAUGCGUUUGUUACCCUACGUACUUCCUCUGCUAGGACAAUUGAUUUCUUUAUCACACCCUCACUCGAGCAAAUAAAGAAUGAACACCUCACGAUGUCUAUCUCAGCUGCACCGUAUCAAUGAUAUAUUUUUAUAUGUAUACAUGAUAUAUAUAUAUAUCUAUAUAUAUUUAUACAUAUAUCUGUACAUCGAUUUUGAGAGUAUAAUCACGAACCAGUCGCUCGUGUUUACAUACAGAUUCACAAUUACUGAAUACAAAUAUAUUAUGCGAUUUAGUGUAAUGACAAGUGUAACUUGCAUCAAACGUCUGCAAUCUAUUAAUUAUGUCGUUUGGAAGAGCAAGUAUAUGAAAGAGAUCUUACAAACAAGAAAAAUAAUCCUUUUCUUCUCUUCAUUCAAUUCUAUUCAUUCGUAGGAAAAAUCCUUUUUUUUAUAUUCAGAGAAUGAUUGUUUCAUUAGCUCGUUUUUUUCUCCGUACAUAUUGUACAGUGUGUGAUGUUCCGAGCUAAAGUACUUCUGUGUGAAAUCGAAAAUAAUUUAAGUAAUGAUUAAGUGUAGCGGUACGCAAAGUUAUAUACAAUUAAGAAAUAUUAGGAGAGACGAGAGAUAGAGGGAAGGGGGGGGGGUGAGCUAUUUUUUAAGAAAUAAUCAGGAGCUCUAUUUAACCUACACGUAGCAUAUGCUAGUACCUCUGUGUUACCAUAAGUGAAGAAUAAAAAGCCACGAUAUUGCGGGCUGCAUCGUGUAAUGACGAUAAUCACGCAUAGUUUCUUUUCUAUAUGACAAAAUAAAAUUAAUGCAUAACCUGUAAACUUGAUUGUUGACGCAAAAAUGUACAAACAUUAAUUAAAAAUA